GUAACAUGUAGCCCUGCGGCUUUAAGGGAAUGGGCGGGGCCUCCAUAUAAUGGGAGGGGUUGAGUCGCUGUCUGGAUGUGAGGUGGCCCAGCGUCCCACUGGCAGAGUGGCAGACAGCGUGAUAAUAAAGGAUAGAAGUGAAGCCAAUGAAAACCAUGGCAGCACCAUUCAGAUCACUUGUGGAUGAUUAUCCGAGAUACCUCAAAUCGUUCGAGCUCUUUCUGGAGCGCUCAUCAGAGCACCAGUGCAUGCAGGACUUCAUUCAUAAUAUACUACCAGACAUACUGGCAAGCAUUGGAGGAGGAAGACCCAUUUUCAAUGUACUAGGAGUAGGGAGUGGAGCGGGUGAGAUUGAUCUAGAGAUGCUCACUCAGCUUCACCUGAAACAUCCACAUGUCAAAGUCAACAAUGAAGUGGUGGAACCAAGCAUUGACAUGCUGCACAAGUAUAAAGUUCGGGUGUCAACCACUCCAGGUCUUGAUCACAUUAACUUUGCAUGGAAUAAGAUGACAGCGUCUGAGUUUGAAAAACACUGGCAAGAGAAAAACCCUGGGAAAAAGAUGGACUUCAUUCACAUGAUACAGAUGCUGUACUAUGUCAAAGAUCCAGAGGCCACUGUCUCAUUUUUUCGGAGUCUGCUAAAGAAAGAUGGGAAACUCUUGAUCAUUCUGGUGUCAGGUGAGAGUGGAUGGGGCAAAUUAUGGGCGACCUUUAAAGAACAGCUCUGUAACACUGAGAUCAGCCAGUGUGUCACUACAGGAGAUAUAAAGACCUUCUUCGAUUCUGAGGGCAUCCCCUACCAUAACUAUGAGCUUGUGUCCCAGAUGGACAUCACAGAGUGCUUCACUGAGGGAGACCCGGAGGGAGAACUACUGCUGGAUUUCCUUACCGAGGUGAUAGAGUUCAGUAAGAAUGCUCCUGAAGACCUCAAGAAAGGAGUGCUGGGCUUACUAAGACAUCCUGACUGCAGUAAAGAGGUGGACGGCAGGAUCAUAUUCAACAACAACCUGGGAGUAUUAGUGGUUGAGCCAUAGAUCAGGGAUGGGCAACUGUCCUGCAGAGUUUAGCUCCAUUCCUGAUAAAAACUCACUUGCCUAUAGCUUUCUACUAAUCCUGAAGACCUUGAUUAGCUGGUUCAGGUGUGUUUGAUUAGGGUUGGAGCUAAACUCUGCUGGGCAGUGGCCCUCCAGGACUGAAGUUGCCCAUCCCUGCCGUAGAUAUAAUGCAGUAGCUUUAUAUCUCAACUCCACAAGACCUUUGCAGUUAAUAUUGAGUCUAAUACAGUGGGUCUGAACCUUUUGGACUCCAAGGCCCAUUAUUGUCCACAACAAUAUUGAAAGGCCCCAAGACUUUUCCAGUUAUUCAUGAUUUACUGGAUAUGGAUUAAGGAUAAGGAUUUUUAAUCACAAUUUUUACCUAAUAAAAUAUUUUAGAGUUUAGCAUAACUAGAAAAAUGUUUAAUCAUUAAAAAUGCCUAUGAAGUUGUAAGAUUUUUUUUAAUAUACAUUUUUCCAGGUAUAGAAAUCACACUUUUAAAAUGAGUCUACCUCAUAUAUACGUAUGUGUAUUUUAACAUUUUAGAAAUGAUCUGUUUCUGUACUGUUUUCAACAGAUAAUGAGAAAAUUAACAUUUGCAUAUAUUUUUAAAUGAUUCUUUUAAUAAGCCUUAAACUACUGUCUCCUCAUUCAAGGCACCUGCUGUUCUAAAGCAUGUUGUAAUAUUGUAUAAAUGAUAUUGUUAUCGGUGAACAAACGGGAAAAGGGAAACCAUAGAGAACAAUGCCUGCAUCAACCAUAGAGAAACAAGUUUAGCCUGUAUCAACAUCAAACAAAGCUUCUUAAAUGAAGGCCCAUGUAUUGUAGGUGACGGUUCAUAUUCGUAAAGAGACCUUGUAUGAGCAACUCUGUACAUGCUUUGUGAAAUUUUCUUGAGCAGCAAAGUACAACCUUUGUAUAUUGACUUAGUAACUCAUUGGGUCAAAGAGUUUAUGAUUUUACUCGACAACAGUCUUUGAUAAAAGAGAUGAGAUUGCAUUGUUUGGUGACUAGUAAGGUUGUUGUGACCGUAUACCUCAUUUAGGUUUGGAGGACCGUUUAACGCAUAACCAGACAGGACAAAGGUUGUAUAAAUCUGUUUCAACGUUAAAGAUAUGUGUACUUGAAACUGCUACUGCAAGUAUGUUUUAUUUGUUUACUGCCUGCAAUGGGCCUGCCUUCCCUUUGUGUUUGCUUACAGUAUUAUUGUAAAGUAAACUUGAAUAAUGUAGUGUCUGCCAACAUUUCAGUAUUUCUGUCCUACAUGACCACAAAACCUCACAUUAAACUGACGUGAAUAACUUUUGAACCAUA
Molecule: messenger RNA, 2349 nt
Organism: Ctenopharyngodon idella (grass carp)
Lineage: Eukaryota; Metazoa; Chordata; Actinopteri; Cypriniformes; Xenocyprididae
Gene: hnmt
Product: histamine N-methyltransferase
Exons: 7
Coding region: 147-1034 (295 amino acids)
Molecular function (GO): N-methyltransferase activity
Source: RefSeq, a predicted model, not a curated record